Meloidogyne enterolobii is the source of this 1662-nucleotide messenger RNA. NCBI's taxonomy places the organism in Eukaryota, Metazoa, Nematoda, Chromadorea, Rhabditida, Meloidogynidae. The record is from the annotation of a GenBank genome assembly.
AUGAAUUCACAAAAAUGUAAAUUAUGUAAACCAGGAACAUUCAGUUUGGGUGACCGUGUUCGUUACGAAGAAUUUGAAUUAACAAAAUUACCAGAAGGUUUUUCUAUUGAAAAUUCCCCAGAUGAAUCUUUUGGGGGAAGAACAAUUAAAUGUGGAGGAGGGGGAGGUUGGAAUGUUGAAGGGAAUCAAUUACGUUAUAGUUGGACACCUUGUGUUUCUACUUUAAGUAUUUCUCUACACUUAACUAGACCCGGAUUUGCAGAAUUUCAAUAUCAAGUAUCUAGAGAAAGUAAAGGGUUAAUUCAAAUGUUACAAGUUCGGAAUGCACAAUGCCAAAGUUAUGGAAAUUCAAAAUCUUUAUUACUUUCACAACAAAAACAUUUAAAUAAAGAAAAUAAAAAUGAAAAAGUUAAUCAACAAGAAGGGGCUGAUAUUCGAGUACAAAGAUUAUCUCUUAGAAGAGGACAAAAUUUAAUUACUUGGACUGUAGCUGUAAAUCCAGUUCUUAGUUCGAGGAUGGAAAUGAUUAGAAUUAUCAGAAUUGAUAUUUCUGGACUUGCAUUUGCACCUGAAUGUUCAUCAUGUCCAGAAGGAACUUUUUCUUCUGUUCAUGGUGCUCAACAUUGUGAAGUUUGUGGAGAGAAUGAAUUUGCCCAGAAAGGGGCAACACAAUGUCAGCAAUGUCCACCAAAUAUGUGGGCAGAACCUCGAUCAGAAUUUUGUCAAAAACGUCCAUUUUGUUCUUCUCUUGAUUAUUUCCCUGUCCGUCCAUCAAUUUGUGUUAAUUCAAGUGAAGAAAAUUUAAAAAUGUUUUGGAGAAAAUUAAAUCCACAAAUUUGUAUUGACAAUGGAAUUUUAAAUACUUUACCUAAUAAAAAAGAAAAAUGUUUGCCUUGUGGGCCUGAAAUGGAAAGAAAUAAUGCCGGUUAUUGUGAAAAUUGUCCUAAAGGAUUUAUUUCUUCUGGAGAAGGUAAAUGUUCUCCUUGUCCUUCUGGAUCAAUUCCAAAUUAUGGAAUAUUUUUAACAAAUUGGGAUUCCCUUCCGCCAGGAAUUGAAUUAAAAAAAGAAUGUGAAUUCCUUUCAGCAGAAAUUCCAAAUGAAUGUCCAGUUAAUCCUUCUUGGAUAUCUUAUGGAAAUAGAUUGGAAAGUGCUACAACUAGAAUGAGAGGGGUUGCUUUGGAAAUUAAUAUUAAAUUUAAAGAUGGAUUUUCUUCCUUUUUACAUACAGGAAAAAUAACUAAUGAAAAUCCUUUGGGUAAAAUAUCAAUGGAAGUUUCUCUUCAAUGUAAAGGAAAAUGUCAAUUUUAUAUUGUUCAGAAAAUAGAAAAAGAAAAUUCCCAACAAUUUAUUUUUCCUGAAAAAGAAGAAAAUCUUCAAUUAUUAAAAAUGUUAACUGGAAGUUUUACAAAUAAUUUACUUGUAUUCCCAAUUUUAAAUUCUUUUCCAAUUCAUUUAUUAAUUGCUUUUACGAGAACUAAUGCAAUUUUGGGGAAGGAUGAAAUUAAUGAUAAAGCAAUUAUACAUUCAAUAAAUAUUACAAAUAAUGGAGAUAUUAAUACUAAUUUUUGUAUUAAAUGUCCUAUUUAUGAAAAUGAAAAAUGUAAACCAUGUCCUUCUGGGGAAUAUUUUGAUAAAAAGGUUUUUUUAAAUAUUUUGUUGUAG